GCGUUGCCAAAAAUGCUUCGCAAGAUGACAUCAAAAAAGCCUAUCGAAAAUUGGCGAUGAAGUAUCAUCCUGAUCGCAAUCCCGAUAGCAAAGAGUCAGAAGAAAAAUUUAAAGAGGUUAAAGAAGCCUACGAAAUGUUGUCUGAUGACCAAAAACGAGCUGCAUACGACCAGUAUGGACACGCAGGCGUAGAUCCCAAUAUGGCGGGAGGAUUUGGUGCAGGCGGUUUUGGUGGGCAACAAGGUUUUGGUGGGUUUGCAGAUGCCUUUGGUGAUAUUUUUGGGGAUAUGUUUAACCAGCGUGGCGGCGCAGGUGCACAGCAAGGUGGGGCAAAUCGUGCUUAUCGAGGUGCCACGGGCAUGGCAAAAUUAUUAAAGAUCCUUGUCAUACCUGUCAUGGUGAAGGUCGUGUCAAGAAAAGCAAAACCUUGGAAGUUAAAAUUCCGGCUGGGGUUGAUGAUGGUAUGCGCAUCCGCUUUUCGGGGGAAGGUGAGCCAGGACAAAACGGUGGCCCCCCAGGAGAUU
Darwinula stevensoni is the source of this 524-nucleotide messenger RNA. The record is from the annotation of a GenBank genome assembly. NCBI's taxonomy places the organism in Eukaryota, Metazoa, Arthropoda, Ostracoda, Podocopida, Darwinulidae.